AUGGCAACCCGCUCCUGGCCGCCCUCUCGAACCCGCUCCCCUAUCGAUCAAGGGGACCUGGGACCCUUCCUUCCGCCAGCCGCCCCUAUCAAGCUUGGGGAAGUAUCCCUUGAGCGCGUCACACGCCUCCUCCUUGGCCUCCUUGGCCAAGUCAAACGCCUCAAACGGGAAGUCGGGGAAAUCAAAGAAGCAGGGAUUGAAACCCGCACCAACGUCGAAAACAUAUCCCAAGCCGUCAAUGUUGUCAAGGAUGGGCUUAGAAGCCUCCAGCUCCACGGGCCCCGGACCCCAGAUGUCGCACCACUAGUCCUUCACACACACCGUCACCAUUACCUCCCGCACUCCUCCUCGUUCUUCUUCCCGGGCAUCCUCCCACGCUGGCCGGUCCUACCCCACACAUUCCAUGGCAACCCGCUCCCGGCCGCCCUCUUGACCUCCCCUGAGCUCGGCAAAGUUUCACUCGAGCGGGUUAUCCGCCUCCUCUGGGGGCUCCAAGCCCAAGUCGACCGCAUUGAGCGGACCCUCUCGGAACAAACAGAAAUUAGCCGAGAGGUUCAAACCAACGUCGAGAAUAUCUUGCAAACAGUCGAUGUUGUCAAGGAUGGGCUUGUCCAGCUCCAACGCGCCCGGGGUCCCUCUACCCCAGAAGAACGAAAACCCCCCGCGGUCGAGGAAACUCCCAGGGCCGUGCCCAAAGCCGAGCCUGUUGGCAAGGCUCAACCAUCCCUCGGGGCCCCAGCCCCCAUCAUUUCCACAGGGGCCCCAAGGCGCGACCCCCUCACCCUCUUCAACCCCUAUCCUUCCUCCUCUUUCCCUUCGGGACCGGCUCCAGCCACCCAAGGACCUCCACCAGCGCCUGUCAUCACCCCGGCGCAGCCUCCAGCCCCCUCCACUGUAAAAGUGGAUCACCCAGAUGCCUUCAAAGGCAAGAUUGGCUCAGAGGCCAAACAAUGGCUAACACGCAUGCUAGCCUGGGUACGCCUAAAUCAAAGGCAAUUCCCAACGGACCUGGAGGUUCUCUCCUUCCUCCUCAUGAACAUGGAGGAAGCAGCUGGGGCUUGGGCCCAUCCCCACUUGGACCAACUGGGGUCCCAUCGCGCACUCAUCCAAACCGUGGAUGAGUUCAAAGUUGAGUUCCUGGCCACCUUUGGCAACCCAGAUGCAACCAGAGCAGCGGAGCGGAAGAUCACCUCCCUCACUCAGACCGGCACUUGUGCCGAAUAUAUUACUAAGUUCCGCACGCUGCAAAUGGAACUCGACUGGAACGAUGCCGCACUUUGCGGCCAAUUCGCGCAAGGGCUCCACUGGGAGGUCCGCAAACAAAUUGCCACGAGGGAAAGGCAACCAAGAACUCUGAGGGAGCUACAAGAUGCCGCCCUCAUCAUUGACAACGCCCUCCGCAAGGAGCGAGCCAGCCACCCGCAACAGGGUAAUAAGUCUGGCAAAACCUCUUCCACCCCCAACCGGGGGGCGAGUACCGGCCAACAGGCCACCAAAACCGGUCCCCUCUCCUCCGAUCCCAAUUACGUUUCGGAGGAAGAGCGCAACCGCCGCCGCGCAGAAGGUCUCUGUGUCAAAUGCGGCAAACCCGGGCAUAGAUUUGCCGAAUGCCGGACUGGAUGGAGGGCUACCCCUAAAGAGGACAAGGGGAAAGCCAAGGAAGCUGCCAAGAUUGGCGAAGACUCCAAGUACCAAUUGGGAAAAGAAAUUGCACCUCUCUUCACAAUUCCAAUACGGCCAGAAAAAACAGCGGAAACAUUAGAAGUCCUGAUUGACUCAGGCGCCACGUCAUCAUUCUUACACCCUUGCACCGCGGAAUCACUCCGCCUUCCACUCAUUGAUCUCCCCACUCCACGUACCGUUACUAUGCUUGAUGGGUCGAGCCCCCAGGCAGGAAAAAUCUGGAAGAAGGCAGUACUCACCUUCACCUAUGAUGGCAAAAAGAUGACGGAAACCUUCCUCAUCUGUAACACUGGCAACCAUGCGGCCAUCCUAGGUUUGAAAUGGUUAGAUGCUCAUAACCCGGAAAUAGAUUGGAACACGCGCACCCUAUCCUUCCCACACACUCCGCCAGAACAUGUGGCCAUUGCCGAAGAGGAAGAAGCUGAUCAGAACCCUCUUGAAGGAGUACCCUCCAAAUACCACCAAUACGCUAAGGUAUUUGGAGAAGAAGAAUUCAACAAGCUUCCCCCCCAUAGGCAUUACAAUAUUGGGAUCGAACUCACCGAAGAAGGCCCCCUCAAUUCUCCCCUCUAUAGUAUGACAGAUGCCGAGGAAAAUCCGCCCAAGCAAAUCUUCAAUCAGUUCCCCCGUCAUGUUGUUCCAAAGAAGGACGGUUCCCGCCGCUUGGUUGUCGACUACCGCCGCCUUAACAACCGGACAAAGAAGAACGUAUACCCGUUACCCCGUCCAGACGAUCUUAUGGCCCAGCUCCGUGGUGCCAAGGUUUUUACCAAACUGGACCUAAGAUGGGGUUACAACAACGUCCGCGUCAAAGAAGGCGACAAAUGGAAGACCGCGUUCCGAACCAAGUAUGGCCUAUACGAAUCCCUUGUCAUGACCUUUGGCCUGACCAAUGCCCCUGCCUCAUUCCAACAUUUCAUGAACAAUCUAUUUAAGGAUUUGUUGGAUGUAUGCGUCAUCAUCUACCUUGACGACAUCCUGAUCUACUCUAAGGAUGACGCAUCUCACACGCAGCACGUUCAUGAGGUCCUAAAGCAGUUAAUGGAGAAUCAACUGUUUUGUAAGGCUUCCAAGUGUACGUUCCACGUCACCUCCGUGGAAUAUCUAGGGAUCAUUGUAUCGGAUAAAGGUUUUAGCCUGGAUAAGCUCAAAAUCCAGGCAGUACAGGAAUGGCCGGUCCCCACAAAGGUCAAAGAGGUCCAAUCGUUCUUGGGUUUUGCCAACUUUCUCCGCCGAUUCGCUGCCAACUUCAGCCACAUGGCUAGGCCACUACACAAUUUGGUGAAGAAGGACACGCCAUGGAAAUGGGAUACCAGGGAACAGGAAGCCUUUCAGGGUCUUAAAGACGCUAUCACCAAUGCCCCGGUUCUUUGCCACGCCGACCCGACAAAGCCUUAUUUCCUAGAAACGGAUGCAUCAGGAGCAGCCCUGGGGUCUAUACUCAGCCAACAACAGGAAGACGGCCGCCUACACCCAUUAGGGUUCCUAUUGGAAUCAUUCAAAGGUGCCAAACAAAAUUACGACACCCACGAUAAGGAACUCUUGGCAAUCAUAAGGUCGUUUGAAUACUGGCGUAUCUUCUUGGAGGGGACCCUACAUCCCAUCACCGUCUUCACAGAUCACCGGAACUUGGAAUACUGGAAGGAGUCCCGUACCUUUAACCGUCGUCAUGCCAGAUGGCACUUACUCCUUGCCGGUUACAACUUCCAGAUUGUCUACCGCCCAGGGAAACAGUCCGGAAAACCCGACGCUCUAUCCCGCCGAUCUGACCAUGCCGAUAUUCCCCCUGCAAACCAGACAAUGCUUCCUGACCCCGUAUUUGCUAACGUAGCCCUGGUGACUCCCAAAAAAGAACUCCAACGUCAAAUAGAGUCCGCCCUAGACCAAGACAAAUCACUGGAGGAAAUAUUACAAUUUCUCCAAAAUGAGUCAAAGGUGCCCCCCUCAAUCAAACGAGCUUUCAAGGACUACCAGAUGGAGGCCGGGUUACUAUUCUAUCAAGGACGUAUUGUGGUCCCAGACGUCGGAACGCUGAGGACUGAUCUACUCCGUAUCUUCCACAAUAGUCCUCUGGCAGGGCACCCAGGAAGGCAGCGCACUCUGGAAUUGAUCUCGCGAAACUACUAUUGGCCUGGCAUCCGUGCAGACACCUACUGGCACGUUGAUUCUUGCAAAACCUGCCAGCGGAUUCGGAAACCCAAAUACGCGUCCAUUCCCCCUCAACCAUUGGAACUACCAUCACGGCCUUGGCAACAUGUGUCUUAUGACAUGAUAGUGGAUCUACCCAAAGACGGAAACAAUGACUCCAUCCUGGUCAUUGUGGAUAGCUUUACCAAAUACGUGAUCCUGGUGGAAUGCUCCAAAAAGCUCAAAGCCCCGGAAUUGGCGGACCUGUUCUUGCGACACGUGUGGAAGCGUUAUGGCAUGCCCGAAAAAACACGCCUGGGAAUAGACCCCCACUUCUCUUUGGCCUACCACCCACAAAGCGAUGGGCAAACUGAGCGCGUAAAUCCUACAGUCGAGCACUUCCUACGGGCCUAUUCAGGGAUCAACCAGAAGGAUUGGGUAAAAUGGCUACCAAUGGCGGAGUUUGCCUAUAACAACGCGGUUCAUAGCGCCACAGGCAAAACUCCAUUCAAGGCACUUUACGCUGACAAUCUGGCCACUCAAAUGGAAGCACAAUGGCGGGAAGUGGAAGCGGCACUCCGGCAAUCAAAAACACGUAUGACAGCCGGGGAGACAGGAGAACCAUUAACCUUCGAAAUUGGGGAAGAGGCCUGGCUAGAUGCCAAAAACGUGAAGCUGAAAACUUUAAGUCCCAAGCUAACGGAACAACGCCUAGGCCCAUUCAAGGUAACCAAAAAAAUUUCCGACCGCGCAUACCGCCUGGAACUCCCACCAUCAAUGAGAAUCCACGAUGUCUUCUACGUAGGACUGCUGUCAAAGGUCAAAAGGGACAAAAACCGCACCUUUGAAAAUCGCCCUCCACCAGUCACCGUGGACGGGGAAGAAGAAUACGAGGUUGAGGGAAUUACGGAUGCCAAAGAAAGGAACGGAAAAUGGUUCUUCCAAGUCAAAUGGAAGGGAUAUGGGUCCAAAGAAACACAAAAAUACGAAAAAGACAUGAAAAAGAAGGCCCUCGGCGCUGCCAAGGCCCUUAGAGGGGGGGCAGUGUCGACACCAGAGGACACCAAACCCCCGGUCGUGGAAGCAACGCCACGCCCCCUAUCAAAAGUCGACCCUAUUGGAUCGACUAGUCGGGUCUCAUUCUGGCCUGAAUCAUCCAAGGGGCUCCCCACCUUUGCCCAGCCCACUCCGGUCCAAGCAGUGCCCCCGCGAGUCCCAUCUCCCCCUCCAUCUCCGCGUCUCCAAUCCCCCAUCGGAGCACCUGCUCCUCCACCUCCGGCUCCAGUUGCCGCCUAUCCCGCUCCGGUCAAGGUUGACCACCCCGACGCCUACACAGGCAAACCUGGACCCGCCUCAACUCCCGCAUGUUCCCCACUGUUGUAG
Rhizoctonia solani is the source of this 5193-nucleotide messenger RNA. Its product is annotated as Retrotransposable element Tf2 protein. Gene Ontology annotation, molecular function: nucleic acid binding; zinc ion binding. The record is from RefSeq and is a predicted model, not a curated record. The transcript has 10 exons. Gene Ontology annotation, biological process: DNA integration. NCBI's taxonomy places the organism in Eukaryota, Fungi, Basidiomycota, Agaricomycetes, Cantharellales, Ceratobasidiaceae. The coding region runs from base 1 to 5193 and encodes 1730 amino acids.